GAGCCGGGCUGUGUACCGCGCAUGCUCGCACCGCGGCGCCCCCGACUCGGCGCUCGGCUCGGCUCGGGCAUUUCCGCCUCUUUGUUUUAAACUCCGGACGGGUUUUUUUUUCUCCUCCUCUUGGGGGGGACCCCGAGGAGCGGCGCCCCUCCCGCUGCCGGCGAGGCCCCGCGUGCGCCCUGCUCGCCCCUGCCCGAACCUGCAGGCCUCACGAUGUAGCAGGAACUCCAGGCUCUCACUCACAGGUGCCCAUUUCUGUCUAGAAAAUGGAAAGAGACCAAGGACCUGGAGGAAGGUGCAGACACGAGCCGUUGCGCAGAGCGCGGAGGAGUGGCCAAGUCCCGGUGCUGGCCUAGGCUCCAUGCCCCGGCGGAAGAAAGGACGCACGGCGUCUCCAGGAGAAGCCAAAGAUGCUGACCAGAAAGAUUAAGCUCUGGGAUAUAAACGCCCACAUCACCUGCCGCCUGUGCAGUGGGUACCUCAUCGACGCAACUACAGUGACCGAGUGUCUGCACACGUUCUGCAGGAGCUGCCUGGUGAAGUACCUGGAGGAGAACAACACGUGCCCCACUUGCAGGAUUGUCAUCCACCAGAGCCACCCCCUGCAGUAUAUUGGCCACGACAGAACCAUGCAGGACAUUGUCUACAAGCUGGUGCCAGGCCUCCAAGAAGCGGAGAUGAGGAAGCAGAGAGAAUUUUACCACAAACUGGGCAUGGAAGUGCCAGGUGAUGCCAAGGGGGAGGCGUGUUCUGCCAAGCAGCAUUCAGACCCCCACCGCAAUGGUGAGACCAAAGCAGACGACAGUUCCAACAGAGAGACGGCAGAGGAGAAGCAGGAGGAAGACAAUGACUAUCACAGGAGCGACGAGCAGGUGAGCAUCUGCCUGGAGUGCAACAGCAGCAAACUGCGGGGCCUCAAGCGCAAGUGGAUCCGCUGCUCCGCCCAGGCCACCGUGCUGCACCUCAAGAAGUUCAUCGCCAAGAAGCUCAACUUGUCCUCCUUCAAUGAGCUGGACAUUUUAUGCAAUGAGGAGAUCCUGGGCAAGGACCACACACUCAAGUUCGUGGUUGUCACAAGGUGGAGAUUCAAGAAGGCGCCCCUGCUGCUGCACUACAGACCCAAGAUGGACCUGCUGUGAGCUCCCGGGCCCCUAGACCUGGCCUGUGCCCCAGGUGCUUCGCACAGACCGUACCACCUCUGUGAGAGUUGGCCUCCAUGUGUGGUGUGGACCUGAUUUCUGAAUAGAGAUUAUUUAUAACUUUUGUACAAGAGAAUUCACAUUCUUCAGGACACAACCAGCACUGCGCUCAUGAGCGUGAAAACACUUCACAGUUUCACGCGGCCCAGCCGCACCCAGCUUCACUUCUGGUGCCCGGGCUGGGGUCAUGGGGGCCGUGUGCUCCGAAGUCACCUCCCGGCACACAUCACCUUGGCCUGCUUUCUGGGUCAGUUCAGUUUAUAAAUUAGGUUCAUGGUAAGCCUCAAUGACACUUUCCUCGAAUCCUUGCUAAGUUAUUGGACAAAUUCCUUUUUUGGUGAAUUACAGUAUUUAUGUUGCCUUCAGCUUCCUGGAGACUUAGGCAGUGUUUAAAAGUUUGAUUUUGAAGCAAACCAAAAGAAGUUUCCAUUGAUCCGAUGCCAGCUGCUGCCCUGUCCCUCAGCAUCCAGUUAUGUGGGGUUCGAGGCCACUGGCCCCGCAAGUCACAGGGUGGGCUGGAGGCCGCAGGGCCCCAAGUCAUAGGGUGGGCUGGCUUCACUGUCCGAGGAGCCAGAGGCCACUGGGCUGGCUCUAUGCUGGCUUGCAGAACCAUUCUUGCUUUCACACACGACUUAGGAACUGGGGUGCCCCCUGCUUGGUCCUGUGGCUUAGCUUCCUACUUGUUCUUUCCCCAUCUUUGCUUGGCUGAAGAGAGAAGUGGGUUGAGUGGGUACACGCAGGGGCCCUUGGAUUCCUGUGGACAGGCGGGCAGUGGGAGCAACAGCCAAGCCACCUGCUGGUUGUAGGUCCUUUGUUACACAUCCUCGUUGUGCACACACACAUUGGUUCCUUGGACCAGGAGGG
Messenger RNA from Ochotona princeps (American pika), 2063 nucleotides. It is a transcript of the gene PCGF3, whose product is annotated as polycomb group ring finger 3. Bases 411 to 1139 code for a protein of 242 amino acids. Gene Ontology annotation, biological process: regulation of transcription by RNA polymerase II. The transcript is spliced from 11 exons. The record is from RefSeq and is a predicted model, not a curated record. Gene Ontology annotation, cellular component: PRC1 complex. NCBI's taxonomy places the organism in Eukaryota, Metazoa, Chordata, Mammalia, Lagomorpha, Ochotonidae.